This is a messenger RNA of Megalops cyprinoides (Indo-Pacific tarpon), 1880 nucleotides long. RefSeq names its product protein LYRIC-like. The record is from RefSeq and is a predicted model, not a curated record. Gene Ontology annotation, cellular component: nucleus. Gene Ontology annotation, molecular function: transcription coregulator activity. Gene Ontology annotation, biological process: positive regulation of angiogenesis; positive regulation of canonical NF-kappaB signal transduction; negative regulation of apoptotic process. The transcript has 10 exons. NCBI's taxonomy places the organism in Eukaryota, Metazoa, Chordata, Actinopteri, Elopiformes, Megalopidae. Bases 423 to 1709 code for a protein of 428 amino acids.
CGCGGCGCGGAGGAAGAAAGGCGACACCAGACAGUGGAGUUGCCACUAACGGUUUUUUGUGGACUUUGAUGGCCACCGUCAAUUUCUCAGCGCUCCAAUUCCUAAAAAUAUACGCAGUUGCGUUUUUGUUGACUUUUCAACCAGCUGAAGAUAUUGGCGUUCAGUUGCGUAGCUGAAACAUUUAUAUUGUGGAACCAAGUCCAUCACAUUGUCAUGGUGGCAACGACUUACUAUUUGACGCCUUAGAACAACGACUAUUAUUUGCUUAUAUUUUUGGCAAUGUGGCUCUGAAAUAAUAUUAGGCUAAACAAACUAGAAAACCAGAAAAUCUGCACCUUCCUGGAUAUUAUUAUCUUGAAUAUCUUUUAUUUGAGAGAACAAAAAGCAUUCGCUGCUUUACCUCUGAUAAUUGAAUUGGAAAUAUGUUCGGUUUGCUAGUGCGCUCGAUUUUCGAGGCUGGGCAGGGGCUUUUCCGCGGGUCAGUGCUGUCCGAUAUCAUCCAGCACUGGAUCGGUUCCAGUUUUUUAACUCUGAUCUCCGUGCUGCUUGGGGGUGUGGUUUUCUUUGUUAUUGUUUCGUUAAGAAGACGAGGGCAACGUGGAGUAUCGUCGACCUUCUCUGUCGAUUUCAACAAUACAGAUGUCUCUCUCGAACAAGUCCUGCAAACACCUUUCCGUCUGACUGUGAAAAGGAGCGGGCAAGAGCCAACAAAGAAAAAAAGAAGAGAAAAAGAGAGAGACCAGCCGAAUGGGCAGGCUGCUGCAUCACCUGAAAGCAGCGCUGCUCAGAGUGAGGUCGUGCAUGAUUCAGCUAGCCCAGAGAGCAAACCUCUGAAGCCCAAGAAAAAGAAGAGGAAACCUGAAAAUGUGGAGGAUAGAGUUAUCCUGCUAUCCAAUGACCUGUUCUCUUCAAGAGAGAGGACUGAAGAGGAAGAGACCGGUGUUUGGGAGAGGAAGAUGACCAGCAGGGAGAAGAGGCAGUUGAGGAAGGAGAGAAUGAAGAGAAAAGAAAGCCCCAGAGGAAGCUCCCAGCAGCGUCCCGUAUUGCUGGAGGGUGCGGCUCGCUGGAAUGGCCGACCCCAUCGAGAAGGGGAGUGGCAGCCAUGCCCUUUGGGUGACACUGUGGGUCCUGGGAAUGCUGGGUCCCGUGGCAUCCCAGAGGGACUAGCGUCUGCGGGAUCCCGGAGGGAAACGCGGUCCCAUGAGACGGGGAAGGCGGGCCGCAGGGCAGUGGAGUUGGUGCCCCCUAGCAGACUGGAGGAGGACAUCUUUUCUCAUGUGGGAACGUGGGAUUCCAAAGAUGUGAAGACAGAACCUGUGACCUUUGGGACUGUCCCUGACAUGUCCUCUGAUUUUGGCAACGGUUCAUCACAGCCCAGUCCAUCUCAGGAGAAGUGGUCUUCUAGGAUGACAUCACUGGGCGUUGAGGAUGCUUGGCUGGGACUAGAGGACUCCUCAGAUGUUGACCAGGCCUCAGACUGGAAGCCCCCUAAGGAGGAGUGGGGAAACUGGGGUGGGGAAGAGGGUGCCUUGGCACAUGACAGGGGGCAGGGAGACGGUCUGAAGAAGCUGAAGGAGGGAGUGGAGGACAGGGUGACGCUGCAAGGCACGGACUACAUAGCACAGAGUUCUGCUCGAGUGGAGUCAUUGGACGACACUGAAACCAAGAAAGACAGGAAGAAGCGGAGGAGGAUGAGGAAGGAAACCUGACAUCACCACCCUGUGUUACUGAGAGGAUCACAGUCAGAGUGCGUUGUCGCUAAAUUACCUGGGAAAAGCUUCGCUUUUAGAGAGGCCACCUGAAGCGCUAUUGCAGAUCAACAGAGUGCAAGAGUGUGAGAGAGAGAGAGAGAGAGAGAGAGAGAGAGAGAGAGAGAGAGA